AUGGCACAAUCGUUCUUGAAAAACUACUUGGGCCUUGGGCGGUCGUCGCCAGUGGACGACGACAAGACCCCCGUCAGGGCUUUGCCGGCCUCAUGGUACACCUCUCAGGAAAUGUAUGAAUUGGAAAGACGAGCAAUUUUCUCUAGAAAAUGGCUCCUCAUCACCCACAAACUGAGACUGGCCAACCCAGGCGACUGGCUCCGAUAUGAUGUGGCUGGUUUCCAGUUCAUUCUCUGUCAAGACCGCGACGGGAACAUCAAUGGUUUCCACAAUGUCUGUCGCCACCGUGCUUUCCCUAUCGUGACCGAGGAAAAGGGUCACAACAACAUCUUUGCUUGCAAGUACCAUGGCUGGUCAUACGGCCUCAAUGGCAAGCUAGCCAAAGCACCAGAGUAUCAAGACCUACCAGGGUUCGAUAAAUCUCAGAACGGGCUCCUGCCUAUCCAUACCCACAUUGACCACAACGGGUUUAUCUGGGUCAACUUGGAUGGCGGUGCGAAGCCAGAAAUCGCCUGGAACGACGACUUUGAAGGUGUCGACAAGCAAGCCAGGUUCGAACACUACAACUUUGAUGAGUACCAAUUUGAUCACAGCUGGGAGAUGGAAGGUGAAUAUAACUGGAAAAUCCUGGCCGACAACUACAAUGAGUGCUAUCACUGCAAGACCACCCAUCCUGAUAUCCCGACCAUUGCGGACCUCAGCUCUUAUGGGGUCGCGACAAAGGGCGGUCACAUUCAACACUUUGGCAACCCUACGCCAGAGCAGAUUGCUCGGGGUCUUCGGGUGGCGGCCACCUACUUUUUCCCCAAUGCAUCCUUGAAUGUUUCGCCGCACUUUUUCUUCAUCCAGAGAUUCGUCCCUAGCGGCCCUGUCAAGUCCACCAUGAGAUAUGAAGUCUACAGGAACAAAAACUCUAGUGAUGAGGACUUUGAACUGGUCAACCAAAUUUAUAAGAGAAUCAUGUCGGAGGACAAGUACCUCUGCGUCAACACCCAGAAGAAUCUCAAUGCGGGAGUCUUUGUCAAUGGCGAGUUACAUCCCCGGAUGGAGAAGGGCCCGCUGUUCUUCCAGAAGUCAGAGGAGAGAUUGGCACAUCUGGAAGAGAAACUAGAUCUCUUGUUGAGUGGUGGCUUGCCGAAUCAUGCCGCACGUCAAGAACAGACACUCGAAGACACCGUCGACUACUCAGAGAAGUCGUACUCAGUAACUCCCCCAGCACGCGAACCCAGUUAUCCUACCAGUCAUCCUUCUUCAACCCUCGAAUUCGACACCGACAACGCAAAUCCACGGCCACGCCCAUCCGAUAUUGCUGUUGGGCUCGACCUGUACUUCAAGUACUGCCACAAGCAACCCAUCUGGUGCUUUGGGAGAGAAGACAUUGGAGAUCACAGCUCGCUCCCUGAAGAACUCGCUUGCAGUAUCCUUGCUCUGACUUCACGCUUUCCUCCCAAAUGUGACCAGAUGCAGCGCUACGGCAAAAACGCACGGAGUUUGAUCAUGCUUCGUAUUGCCAACGGGACCGUGGACCUUACAACCAUUGAGAAUGGAAACAUGUCGCUGGGCCAAUUUCACGUCGGUCUUGCUUUUCAACUCUGUCGCUCGGCCACGCUAGACCUCGAGUCCAUAUACACAGUAGAGGACGCGACCACGGAGCGCAAGAAACGGCUGUUCUGGAGUCUCCAGUUACUCGAGCAGUCUUUCGGCCGACAACAUGGCCUUUUGAGCGUCCCCACAGAAACAUGGCGACCAUCCUAUUCUUCAAGAGGCAGAGGUCAGGGCCCAGACAGGGAGGUUGAUCAAAAGGCCCCGCCUCUACCCCGAGAUGAUCUGGGAUGUUCAACACCUACCGAGCCGGGGAUCUGGAACACAAGCGUCCAGCUGGGAUGGGUCUGGAGCCGGGUAAGAAAAUACGUGUCCAACUGUGCUCACAAUAUCUGGAAAGAACCCUGGCGACACGACUCGAUGUACGCCAUGGUGCUGUCUGAUUUCAUGGAAACCGAGAACAGGAUACCCAUUUGCCACCGCUACGACUCGGUCAAGUUCUACGAGCGCAAAGUGGAAGAGCUGAAAGUCAACCGAGACUAUUGGGCGCCGUGGUUGAGGGAGCAGUUCAACUACCACGCAAUCCCCACGGUCCUGAAUCACCCGUUCCUGUACAUUAUCGGCGCACAACACAAUCCGAACCUGGCAAUCCCCAAUACAUUCUGGAGGCGAUCUUCCGAACUGGCCCUGUUACACUCGACCUGGAUUGUGCGCAUGAUCGAUAUGGUCCUGGAUAAGCAAAUGCCGCUGGUCGAUCCAUUCUUUGGCCAUGUGGCUGCGAUUGCGGCGACGGUGCACCUCUAUUACUGUUGUGCGGCCGAUUCCAGACUGAAACACAAAUCAAAUACGGACUUUGCAAAGUGCAGGAGGUUUCUGAAGAGCUUUGUGCCCUUUUCACCGGCCUGUAAAGCCUUGGACACUAAUCUGGACAAGAUGACACGGAUUGCGGCCGGAUCUGAGACGAUGGACGUUGAGGAUUGGAUGCCCUCCAAAAUCUACCUGAGUGUGCCCUUGAUGUGGGAUAUCCUCCAGUUCAACUGUAUGGCAGACUCCCGUGAAACACCGACGGCCGGUUUGCUCGACGCCUCGCUCUCGCCGGCAAUGCCACAAAAAUACCCGGAUGAGAGCUCGACCCUGGAGAUCAUUGUCGCCACCUCGCCGGAAAUCAGCGUCAACACGGCCGACGGAGGACAAGAUGCCCCGAUAUUGUCAUACAGAGCGCCUGUUUCGUCCGCACCAGAGUCUACACAGAAGAAUGUCUGCAAUGAGAUAUCCGUCGAGCAGGCCGAUAGCCUCACGUUGAACACUACCCCCUGGCUCUGGGCAGACCCUUCGCAGUUCGUGGGCAUGGGGGAUAUGGGCUACCACGACUCACAGUCCACCAUGGGCGACGCUCGAGCUGCGGCAUGGUGGGAGGUCGAAAACAUCGGUAACGUCAUGUUCAAUCACUUUUAG
Molecule: messenger RNA, 2997 nt
Organism: Fonsecaea monophora
Lineage: Eukaryota; Fungi; Ascomycota; Eurotiomycetes; Chaetothyriales; Herpotrichiellaceae
Exons: 6
Coding region: 1-2997 (998 amino acids)
Molecular function (GO): 2 iron, 2 sulfur cluster binding; iron ion binding
Source: RefSeq, a predicted model, not a curated record